AUGUUGACUUGGAUAUUUCCACAUUCUCCAAAGACUCAAGCCUCGACUCGACGACCUGGCCACCCGCUCCCCCUCCUCACCGUGACCGCCCUGCUUCGACGACUAGCAGGCGCAAGUCGCCCCACCCUCCAGGCGGUGGCCAGCCUCCGAUUCCCCCCUCUCGCGCCCGCGUCGUCGUCCUCACGGUUCACGACCUCGGCGCUCGACCAGGCCCGCGCCGCGUCCAAGCCCAAGCCCAAGGCGAGGUCCAAGAAGAAGGACUUGACGCCAUUCAUCAGCCCAUCGGGGGACGAGCCCGAAAUGUCCAUUAUCCACUGGACUAUCCGCACCAUCUCGGUCCCCGGGCCCGACACCGACCUCUCGCUCUAUGUCGCGUUCGACAAUGAGCGCCUGCUCUUCGGCGCGGGCGAAGGCACGCAACGCGCCUUUAUCCAGAAGCGCCUCACCAUGAGGGGUCUUCAGGCCGUCUUCCUCCCAGACGGCGGGCACCGCGCACGGACUGGCCUUCCUGGUGUGAUCAUGACGGCAUCUGACGCAGGCAUGAAGAAACUCACAGUCGUCGGACCACCAGAUACCGCGCACUACCUCGCGACGCUGCGAGCUUCGGUGCAGCGCGACAUAUUCGGCGUCGACCCCAAGCCGUACCCGCGCUUCAGCACCGCUGAUUCCGAGAUCGUUUACUCGUCAGACAAGGUCACUGUCCACGCCAUCGCGCUGCGUGAUCCAGUGCCACAGCCUGCCAGCACUGGAUCCGUCCUAUCCAACCACGUUCCCCGACCUGCACAGCUCCCCGAGGCUCGCCUCGACCAGUGGACCUCGACGAUCGUGAAAGACAUGUUCAGGGGCAUCCAGGAUCCCGCCGAACGAAAGGCGGCGCGGCCACCACAGCCGUACCCCGGCAUGAGGGCGCCUUCCGUCCCCAUGGACCGAUUUCCAUUGCCUAUCCCGAGCGACGCAGACGUUGCCACCGACAUGGUGUACAUCCUCCGCACACCAGAGGUCCGCGGCAAGUUCGAUGUCGUCAAAGCGGCGGCGCUUGGCGUGCCCGGUGGCCCGGUCCGUGGAAAGCUCACCAGGGGCGAGAGCAUCGAGGUCGAGGACAAGAACGCACCUGGCGGCAAGAGGAUUGUGAGGCCCGAGGACUGCCUUGUUGGCGGUGGACCGGGAUCGAUUCUCAUCGUCGUGUCGUGCGCAGAGCACAACGUCGAUCGCUUGCUGCAGUCGCCUGUGUUCGGGCAGUACCAGCAGGGGCCAAGGGGCAAGGCAGCGGACUUCCCCGUACAGGCGGUUGUCCACCGCGUUACACGCCAAGUGUGGGAGGACCCGAGGUACCAGGCCUGGGUGGCAGCGUACGGGCCCAAGACUCAGCAUCUGCUCACCGAAGUGCGGAUUCCUGGCCCAACCUUCUUCAACAGCGCGGCGUGGAAUGCGCUCCACCUGCACCGACUUGACGAGGAGGUCUUCCCCGUGCCGUACUACAAGUACGAGGCGCCGCCACCGCCCGUCCUCCCAGCCAACGCCACCCUUGCGGUCCCCAACAACCUUGUCAGCAUGCACCCUCCCAAGGAGACAGAGCUGCUCGAGACGCACGUCAAGGACGCGCAGUUCCCCACCGAUACCGAGGAGAUCGUUCUGGACACGGCCAGGAGCGACGGUACAGAGUAUGCCAUCGCCGUCGACGCUGCACGCGUCGAGGUCGCUGCCAAGGCCGCGGUGCACGCCGAGACCCAUGAGCUACAGCCUGGUGACGACAUUGUGGUGACCACACUCGGCACAGGCAGCGCCAUCCCCUCCAAGUUUAGGAAUGUUUCGUCAACACACCUCGAUAUCCCUGGUACUGGUGGCAUUCUGCUCGACUGUGGGGAGGGCUCCCUUGGCCAGCUGCGCCGUCGGUUCGGACCCGAAGGCUUGCAAAAGGUCUACGAAGAUCUCCGGCUCAUCUUCAUCAGCCACAUGCACGCCGACCACCACUUGGGUCUGACUUCUAUUCUUGCGGACCGUUUCAAGUCUGGUGUCCACUCGACAUUGUACAUCCUCGCGCCUCCGCAAAUUGGAUUGCAGCUGCAGGAAACCGCAACAUGGCAGUACGGUGUGCCCCGCGAGGCCCUUGAGAACGUCAAGUUUGUCAGCUUGACCCGCAUGAACAAGAGCGCAUGGGUUGCGAGGACGGCAGAACAAGCUGCCCGACAGAGCGCUGCGGCCAUCGGCAUUGCCCCUUUGACCCAGGCGGUCGAGCAGGAAGCCGAGUUUAACGAGGACGUGGCGGCGGGCAAGUUCAAGUGGCCGUUCAAGAUGAUCCAUCGCUACUACUCGCCUGGCAACGACAAAAUGGCCGAGACGAUCUACACCAUGAUCGACGACCUGGGGAUGAAGACCAUGGGUGCGCCAAGUGUACCUCACCGAGGCCUGGCCAACGGUCUGGUACUUGAGCACACCUCUGGGUGGAAAGUGGUGUACUCUGGGGACACCAAGCCUUCUGGCGAUCUCGUGGCGGCGGGCCAAGGAGCGACGAUUCUGAUCCACGAGGCGACGCACGAGGACGACACGCCAGAGAUGGCGCAGGCCAAGGGGCACAGCACCUUUGGGCAGGCGAUCGAGGUCGGGAAGCAGAUGAAUGCCAAGUACACCAUCCUCAACCACUUCUCGCAGCGCUACCCCAAGAUCCCCAAGUUGCUGAUUGCCAAGGAGGGUGAGCAAGGGGCCAUUGAGUCAAGCGUGGCGAUUUCGUUCGACUUCAUGUCCCUGCGUGCGGCGGACACGUGGAAGAUUGCGCACUACACGGACGCGAUGACGCUGUUGUAUGGGGAAGAGGAGGAGGAUGAUGUGUUGGAGGGGGAGGGUGUUGUUGGGCAGGCCGUGGGGGCUGGGAAGGGUGCCAAGGGGGCAGGGAAGGGCCGUGGGGGUGAGCGGGGUGAGCGUGGUGGUCGUGGGUCGCAGGGCCAGCCGUUUGGGCUCAAGCGGCGGAGCAGCGAGAUUGCCGACGAGCCGGCAGCGAAGAAGGCGGCGGCGGCGAGCGAGGAUGCCGAGUAA
This is a messenger RNA of Vanrija pseudolonga, 3030 nucleotides long. RefSeq names its product Ribonuclease Z 1 (gene trz1). Lineage: Eukaryota; Fungi; Basidiomycota; Tremellomycetes; Trichosporonales; Trichosporonaceae. The record is from RefSeq and is a predicted model, not a curated record. Gene Ontology annotation, molecular function: 3'-tRNA processing endoribonuclease activity. The coding region runs from base 1 to 3030 and encodes 1009 amino acids. The transcript is spliced from 5 exons. Gene Ontology annotation, biological process: mitochondrial tRNA 3'-end processing. Gene Ontology annotation, cellular component: mitochondrion.